CCGGGAAGCAGCUAACGUUAAUAAAUGCCGUCUUAUCUGAGCGAAAGAGUAAAAACAUAGAAGGAGGAAGCCACGUGUUCUCCCCGUUUGUUAAGCGGAACACAGAAGAAGAUUUGCUUUGGGUUCCCGAUGACAUUCGGUAAAGUGUGAGGAAAUUCCGUUUGAUUGGGGGGCAUUGGCGGAACACUUGUGUCUUGGUCAAGGGCUUCCGCCUCCGCCAUAGCGGGAAGUUGAAAAACAUAAGUAUUUGGAACGCACUUGUAGGUAUGCCCAGCAAAUGUUUGGAUCCCAUCAUUUUCGCUCUUCGCUUCGAUCUGACGAGGGAGAAAUAUGGCCGCUCGCUUACACAGGUUCGAGUCUCGGAAUUUUAAGUAAUUGAAAGAGGAAAAGGGCUUUCAGAGUAGAAGAUCUUGUUUCCAUGCUCGAGGAAGUCUUGUGAAGGGUUUGGAUAAUGAUAUCGGGUAGGAGCGUGGGUUAGACAGUAAAAGUUUGGAAGGAAGGGUGCGCCUGUACGUGAUUUUAUACCAUGGAGGAGAUGAGUGGUGAUCCAGUUUGCAGUGAGAGUGAGAAAGUUUUUGAAGAACAGGAUGGGUUGCCGAAGUUCUCUGCUGAGCGAGUCGGUGAAGUUGCAGAGAACAACGAGAGUGAUGGAAAUGAAACUAUUGAUGCAAGGUGUUCCAUCGGUUCAGAAUUAGAGGUUAAGAUGGAGCAGGGCGAUACGGAGGCAGACGUCUCAAAGGAAGGCUUGGUUUCAGGUAUCAAAGAUGAUAGUUCUGUUAGUGAUGGAGGAAAUGUUAGCAGGGAGGGAGACCGAUUCCAGGAGCAAGAGAUGGCAGAAGGUCUUAAUGAUGUUUUGAAUUUGUGCUUAAACAUGACAGUGAAUACUCAAGGGCUAGAAUUGGGAGGUAAUCUUUACGUUAGUGACACAUUGCCACAGUCCUGUUAUGCAGUUAACGACAACAAUAUACAAGAUGAUGCUCUGAUUGGAAAUGCAAGCAGGGAAGGCUAUGCUAUACCCAAUGAAUCAGUAAACGCAGAUGCUGAGAUUCAGAAGUUGGUAGUCCAGGAGGAAACAGAAAUAGAGGUGACCACAGUUCAAGAUGGUCAUAUGUUGGUUAAUGGAUCAAACAGGAAAAAUGAGGAAGAUGAAUCUGAAGAUGUCCCAUCUUUGGAACAUCCGGAAAACAAUUUUCUGCAAAAAAGUGCCAGAGGGUCUGAUGCACCGGAAGAAAUAACGCUACUUCAGGAGGGGGUUUCAGUCACUGGGGAGGUGAGUGGUCUCAAUUUUUUUGCAGAAUCAGUUGCUGUUGGGUUGGGGGAGAGAGAUGUACAUGACUAUAGUGAUGGACAAGGCAUUGAAGAACAAGCUAGAACAGGAGUUGAAGAUAUGGAAACCAAGUCAGAAGUUCGAGACGGAGACUAUAGUCGAGUUGGACUUGGAGAUGGAUGUACUAUAAAUGCCCCCAAGGCUUCUGUGGAGCAACACUGUGAUGAUGUUACUUCUGCAAAAGAACACCAUUCAGUAGCAGACAGUUUAGUUGUGGCACCUCAUAUUGUACAUUCAGCCAAUGAACGAGCAGAAAAGAGCAGUGGAGAUGCAGUGUUCGACGUAAACGAAAUUCCCAAUGACAUCUCAAAUCCACUGGUAAGAGAAGAUGAGACUUGCAAGCGUGAUGACCCAGUAGUGGAAAAUUCAAGUUCACUUGAAGAUCUACCAAAGGGACACUGUUUAGAUGCAUUUCGUCUAUCAGAGGAUGCAAAAAAGGAAGAGCAUGUUAAAGGGAAUCUACAGGCUGAUCACAAUGAAGAACCUUUAGUAGAUGUGUUUUCUGCGACAAGUUUAGAUGCAACAAUGCAGUUAAGAGAUAAAGUUUUGACCUCUUUUGCAGACAAAAGAACUUAUAUGGAAGUUAAGAUUGUUCAGGAUGAAGAAGACAUUCCAUUAAGGGACCUGAUACAAACCAAAGGGAGAAAAUGUGAAAGAUCUAUGCCUGCUGUUGGUUUCAUUUCUGAGACUGAAAAUAUAGAAUUUACAAAUUCUGAGGCAUCUGUAUCUAGGAAAGCAGAUAUGGAUCCUAACACUAUUGAGCAUGCCAAAUUACAGAAACAAUUGACAGAUGCAGCUGCGUCCAAUCACAACUUCAAAACAAAGGCGUUUGAAGCUACUUCUGCCGGUACUAGGAAGUUCCUUGAACUGCUUGAAGAAGAGGAGAAGAAUAUGCAGAGUCGGUUGUCGAUUUCACCUUCAUCACAGCAUACCAGAAAAUUUCGCCACAAAAGGUCCUCUGCUGAAAAAUCAAAUAGUGACAAGAUUAGUCUUCGUUAUUGUCUUCCAGAACACAAAUUUUCUGUUGGGGACUUGGUCUGGGGCAAAGUCCGGAGUCAUCCCUGGUGGCCUGGGCAGAUUUUUGAUCCCUCAGAUGCAUCAGAAAGUGCCAGCAAACUUUUCCAAAGGUUUCGAAAGGACCGCUUGUUAGUGGCAUUUUUUGGUGAUGCCACCUUUAAUGUGUGUGAUGAAUCUCAAUUGAUGCCUUUUCAAUCUAAUUUCUCUGAGAUGGCAAAACAGACGACUGCCAAGGCAUUUCAAAAUGCAGUAAUGAAUGCAUUGGAUGAACUUGCUAGGCGGGUGGAAUUGGGUUUAACUUGUUCUUGUCAGGUUGAAGAAACUCGUCACAUACUUGAGACCAAAGCAAUGGAUAAUUUUGGAAUACGCCAAGGUGCAGUUGUCAAUGAUCAUAAAGACAUUUUGCAGGCUGCCAAUACAUUUGAUCCCUUAAAGUUUCUCUCUGCUAUCCAAGCUUUUGCUAGAUUUCCUCAUAUGGAACGUGACCUGGAAAUCACUGUAGCUUGCGCUCAAGCAUCUGCAUUCCUUACUUUUAAAGGGCUUGUGUUUUCUGGUAAGAUUUCAUUGGGGACUUCAGAUAAUCAAAUGGUUUCCAUAGAAAAGCAAGGUUCUGCAGGGUUAGGUCCCUCUUCACAAACUCGUCAUAUCUCUUCAGGGAAGCAUAAGCGCAAAGCAGAGGAAAAACAUCCAAGGAGGACAAAAAAGAGGAAAAUUAAUGAUUUGAUUGCAGAAUGUGAACCAUCACAUGAAGCAGAAGAUGACUUGAAUGCUGAUGAUUUAACACUACUUGAAAUUGCAGGAAGGAUUAAAAAAAGAAAGCUCAAAGACUUGAUUGCAGAGCAUGAACCAUCAAAGGAAGAAGCAGAAGAGGACAUAAAUGACUGCGAUGAAAAACUGCUCGACUUUGCAGGUGCAGGUUCUUAUGUGAAGUUUUCAAAAGGAAUUCGAGCAAACCGUCAGAAAUGCCAGGAAAGUGACCCGACUUCAACAAAGUCAGGAGAAGAUGCAAAAAUGACAAGCAUCAUGAUCGAUAAAGCUAAAUUAUUGGUCUCACACAUUUUAAAUAAUGAUUCUAAGGACCUAAAAGCAAACAAAGAAUUUAACUCUAUAUCUCCUGGAUUUGGUCCAGGUGUAAAAAGGACUUUCAAGUCUUUUAAGUCUGGAGAAUCCAUUAGAAAUGUUGCAAGUGACGUGGCAUCCAUUCCUACAGAUUCAAAGAGCAGCAGUGCAGCAAAUGGCCAGAAACAUUUUGAACAUGAUAGCAAGUCACCUAAGAAAGCCAAUAUGAAUAUUAGUAGUUCAUGGUCCACUCAAAAAGGAACUACCAGCACCAUGGAAGAGAGUACUUCUACACAUGAACUGUUGUCUAAACUUUUAAUAGUUGCUCGGGAUCCUUUAUUUUGGGUAAAGAAGAAAAAGAUGCCUUCCGGUUUAAUAAAUUCUUUCUUGCAGUUUAGAAAUGCUGUAUUCGAGAAAAGUUCUACAAACUCAGAUGUGGCCAAGGCUUCUGUGCUUAAUUCUGUGAAUGAAUCCAAUGAACAAAAGCCUCUUAAAUCUUCCAGCAAAUUUCCUGGUUCCUCUUGUACUGCAGAUUCCAAAGAUGUAAAUUGGACUGACAAAAAAUCAUCUUUGAGGUCAACGAGUCGUGUGGGGCAGGCAAAGUUGAACAGAAAAGCUGAUUUUUCUAUUAAAGGUUCUCGAAAGAGGACAAAGCGCACUGUCAGAUUACCUAGCCCACCAUGGUCAAGCAAGGGUUUAAAAAAUGAACCCCAAGAUAAGACAGGUGAUCGCUAUGGGAAACGCUAUUCAAGGAGGUUAUCUGUGGGAUCUUUGACUGGUUGUUCCACUGGCAAUAAUUCUGACCAAAAACCUGCAGCUCUUUUUAUGAGAUUUCCCAAGGGCUUUGCAUUGCCUUCAGAAAUAGAAUUGAAAGCAAAAUUUGCCCGUUUUGGCCCUCUAGAGAUAUCUGAAACUAAGGUAUUUAGACGUUCUGGCUGUGCUCAGGUUGUAUAUAAAACAUCAUCUGCUGCAGAAGCAGCAUUCAACUUUGUAUCAGAAAAUAAAGUUUUUGGAUCUGGAAGAGUUAGCUUUAGGCUUAGAUAUUUUUCCUCUGGAACACGGGCAGAUGCAAUUGAGAAGAAAGAUCAUGGGGAACAGAGAAGUAUUCAACAGGAUGGUGCACAAUGCCCUUCAUCGAAGGAUACAUUAAGAGAUGCAGAUGGGCGUCAAGCUACCAUACCGCAGCCCUCAGAUUCACUCAUGCUAUCUACAGAGAGACUGAGCACAUGUAGACCAAACACAUCUGGGGAACCUCAACUUUUGCUGAUUCAACAGAAUUUGGAAAUGCUGACUUCUAUGCUUUCUCGCACAGAUUGUACAUCAACAUCAGUCACUGCAACAUCAGACAACAUGACACCAGACUCCAAACGAGACAUAAUGGAUGAAAUGAUGUCUCUCCUACAAAAAGUCAGUGCACUUGUUGCCUCUCCUCCCUAGGAGCAUUUGAAUAGUAACAGACAAUUUCAAGAUCAUAAGAAUCGAUUAGUGUAUUUUUGUUGUUUGUAUAUGUAGAUCUGUUAUCAGUGGAGAAUUGAUAGAGGUAUGCCAAAUAUCUUGAAUUUAGUCUCUGAUUUUUGUCUAUAGAACGCAUAUGCCUCUUUUUUUUGGGCAACUUUACUAGACUGCUACAAAUGAUGUAUUAUGUUGGUAGUGAGUAAUCAUAUUAGAGAUUGAUUACAAUCUGGAGUCUGGACGAUAGCUGGAAGAUUUCAAACUUCAUCCAUGUGAGCAUGCUCUGAUUAUUUUUUCUUUUUCUAAUUCCAAUUUGAACAUAUGAUAUCCUUUC
Molecule: messenger RNA, 5189 nt
Organism: Cryptomeria japonica (Japanese cedar)
Lineage: Eukaryota; Viridiplantae; Streptophyta; Pinopsida; Cupressales; Cupressaceae
Exons: 2
Coding region: 527-4840 (1437 amino acids)
Source: RefSeq, a predicted model, not a curated record